Messenger RNA from Chrysochloris asiatica (Cape golden mole), 3752 nucleotides. RefSeq names its product zinc finger CCCH-type containing 7A (gene ZC3H7A). The record is from RefSeq and is a predicted model, not a curated record. Bases 96 to 3008 code for a protein of 970 amino acids. Gene Ontology annotation, biological process: miRNA processing. The transcript has 22 exons. Lineage: Eukaryota; Metazoa; Chordata; Mammalia; Afrosoricida; Chrysochloridae. Gene Ontology annotation, molecular function: protein binding; metal ion binding; miRNA binding.
CAGGGAGAUCCCAAAUCGUGGUGACCUUAUGUAAUUCAUUCUGUGGCUUGUUUCUUUCCAGAUUGUUCCUUUGGAAAGUGGCUGUGCAGGAUAACAUGUCCAAUGUGUCUGAGGAGAGACGAAAACGACAGCAGAGCAUUAAGGAGGGGCUCCAGUUCAUACAGUCGCCGCUGUCGUACCUGGGGACACAGGAGCAAUAUGCGGUAUACUUAGGUGACCUUGUGAGAAAUCUUUUUAAUGAAGGAAAUGAUGUCUACCGGGAACUGGACUGGGAUGGCUCAAUGAGCCAGUACACAGAAGCCUUGAAUUUAGCUGAUUAUGCAAAGUCUGAAGAAAUUGUAAUUCCUAAGGAGAUCAUUGAAAAACUACAUAUAAAUCGUAUUGCCUGCUAUUCUAAUAUGGGUUGCCCCGAAAAGGUUUUAGAAGACUGUGAGAUAGUCCUCGACUUCAAUGCCAGUAACUGCAAAGCUCUGUAUCGGAAAGCUAAGGCUCUGAGUGAUUUAGGAAGAUACAAAGAGGCUUACGACGCUGUCGCCAAAUGCUCUUUAGCUGUGCCUCAGGAUGAACACGUAAUAAAACUAACUCAAGAACUAGCUCACAAAUUGGGAUUUAAAGUAAGGAAAGCCUACGUUAGAGCUGAGCUCUCAUUAAAAUCAGUUCCUGGAGAUGGAGCUACCAAGGCUUUGACCUGUUCUGUGGAAGAUAUUGAACCGGAUUUACUAACACCGAGGCAAGAAACCAUUCCUGUUGUUUCUCUACCUGCACCCAGUUUUCCUCACAAAGUUGGAAGUGAACUCACUUCCGUUCCUAUUAUGCCCUUGGCUUCUGUUUUGCCAUUGCAAGUGGAAGAGAGCUCGCUGGCUCCUACGGUGCUGGCAAAUGGCGGGAAGAUCCCCUUCACCAUGCCGGAGGCUUUUUUUGAUGAUGGAGAUAUGGUUCUUGGAGAGGAAAUCGAUGACCUCCUCGAUUCUGCACCAGAAACGAAUGGAAGUGUUAUGCCACCGGCGGUAGUCCAUGGACCGGUUGCGGACACUGCCGGUGUCUCUCCCAGCCUGUUUUCCGCAUCUUUGUUAGGAACCUUGCACGUGGGUGCAAGGUAUGCGUCUCCGCCCUCAUUUUCCGAAUUGUACCCACCUCUGACCUCAUCCUUAGAAGAUCUUUGUCCUUCUUUGAAUUCCUUUUCAGUGAGUGAAUCCACACGAGAUCUGUCCACCUCAACUUCUAGAGAGGGAACACCGCUUAACAACAGUAAUUCUUCCCUUUUACUUAUGAAUGGACCAAGUAGUUUGUUUGCUCCUGAGAGUUUCUUGGGAAUUUCAAGUCAGUCUAGAAAUGACUUUGGAAACUUUUUUGGAUGUGCAGUUACUAAAUCGUCUCCAUCAGUGAUGCCAAGACAUCCCCUUGAAGGAACCCAUGACCUGAGACAAGCUUGCCAGAUCUGUUUUACAAAAACAGGCCCUAAGUUAAUGGAUUUCACUUACAAUGAUAAUAUAGAUCAUAAAUGUAAGAAAGAUAUUUUAAUUGGUAGGAUAAAGAAUGUUGAAGAUAAAUCAUGGAAAAAAAUACGUCCAAGGCCAACAAAAACAAAUUAUGAGGGACCAUAUUAUAUAUGCAAAGAUGUUGCUGCUGAGGAGGAGUGUAGAUACUCUGGCCACUGCACAUUUGCGUACUGCCAAGAAGAGAUUGAUAUCUGGACGCUAGAGCGCAAAGGGGCCUUCAGUCGAGAGGGGUUCUUUGGCGGUGAUGGAAAGAUAAACCUAACUGUAUUCAAACUUUUGCAAGAGCAUCUUGGAGAAUUUAUAUUCCUCUGUGAGAAAUGUUUUGAUCAUAAGCCUAGAAUGAUAAGUAAAAGAAAUAAAGAUAAUUCUGCUUCCUGUUCUCACCCAGUUACAAAGCAUGAAUUUGAAGACAAUAAGUGCCUUGUCCACAUUUUACGAGAGACAACAGUAAAAUACUGCAAAAUACGUUCUUUUCACAGUCAGUGUCAGCUUGAUUUAUGUCGUCAUGAAGUUCGAUAUGGCUGUUUAAGGGAAGAUGAGUGCUUUUAUGCACAUAGUCUUGUCGAAUUGAAAGUCUGGACCAUGCAGAAUGAAACGGGUAUCUCCCAUGAUGCUAUUGCUCAAGAAUCGAAACGAUAUUGGCAAAAUUUGGAAGCAAACGUGCCUGGGGCUCAGGUACUUGGCAAUCAAAUGCCCGGCUCUCUUAAUAUGAAGAUAAAAUUUGUAUGUGGUCAAUGUUUGAGAAAUGGUCAAGUCAUUGAACCAGAUAAAAACAGAAAAUACUGUAGUGCCAAAGCAAGACACUCGUGGACCAAAGAUCGCCGUGCGAUGAGAGUGAUGUCUAUUGAACGUAAGAAGUGGAUGAACAUCCGUCCUCUUCCCACAAAGAAACAAAUGCCUUUACAGUUUGAUCUUUGCAAUCACGUUGCUUCAGGGAAAAAAUGUCAAUAUGUUGGAAACUGUUCCUUUGCGCACAGUCCUGAGGAGCGAGAAGUAUGGACGUAUAUGAAAGAGAAUGGAAUACAAGAUAUGGAGCAGUUUUAUGAACUCUGGCUAAAGAGUCAAAAAAUGGAAAAAAGUGAUGAUGUUGCCAGCCAGUCCCACAAGGAAAACGGAAAACAGAUUCACAUGCCAACAGAUUAUGCGGAGGUGACUGUGGACUUCCACUGCUGGAUGUGCAGGAAGAACUGUAACAGUGAGAAGCAGUGGCAAGGCCACAUCUCCUCCGAGAAACACAAGGAGAAGGUUUUCCACACGGAGGAUGACCAGUACUGCUGGCAGCACCGCUUCCCCAGCGGCUAUUUUAGUAUAUGCGAUAGGUAUAUGAACGGGAUCUGCACCGAAGGCAACAGCUGUAAAUUUGCCCAUGGGAAUGCUGAGCUCCAGGAGUGGGAAGAAAGAAGAGAUGCCCUCAAGAUGAAACUCAACAAAGCGAGAAAAGAUCACUUAAUUGCCCCAAAUGAUAAUGACUUUGGAAAAUAUAGUUUUUUGUUUAAAGAUUUAAACUAAGAGGCUGGCUUUUAUGUAUGUUAUCUAAUCAGAGCAUUGACCAGAAACAUUGAAAGUGUUCCAAGGCACGUAACAGAGGAACUGCAGAUUUUCUGCUUGUAUUGGCAUCUAUUGGUCCUUCUGAGCAGCAACCCACAGUAGGUAGGAAAACGGGCUGUUUGAACAGGUCUGGCCAUGCUCUCAUGGAACCAUUGGCCUCAAGUGGCAAAGUGACCGCUACCCGGUUGCCAUUUGUUGAACAGACUUUUGGAUGGAGUAUGUUGAGGAAGAGACUAAGGUGAUGUCUUGGACGACUCCCUGAGUUGGUCCUUCAGAUCGGAACCAUGGUAAACAAACAAACAGUAGUUAACAGGGAUCAGAACACAUAACGGCUGAAAUUCUUUAUGUUUUAGCAGAAUGAAUCUGUCUAAUAGAAUACAGUUUGCUACUUAUCUGUAUGUAGGUUGCUUACAAAAAAAAAAAGGAUUUUCUUAACUCAAGAUUUUAAGUCAAAUAACCAUUUAACACUAGUAUACGUUAAAUGGGGUACUUUUCUGUAUUUAUACGUUUCAUUAUAAUAAGGGAACUGAGGAUACUGUGCAUUGAAAAUAUUUUGGAGAAAAAAGAAUCAGUUGACUCAAAUUUUAUUUCUUGGUCUUUUGCUGUUUAAAGAUGAUUUUGAAAGAUGAAACUUGUAAUGUUGGUAUUGUGUAGUGUAUGGACCAAUAUUGCCUGUAAUAAAGAUUUUAUAUGUAGAUGUCUCUC